Misgurnus anguillicaudatus (oriental weatherfish) is the source of this 2226-nucleotide messenger RNA. Lineage: Eukaryota; Metazoa; Chordata; Actinopteri; Cypriniformes; Cobitidae. The record is from RefSeq and is a predicted model, not a curated record.
AAACACGAAGAAACAAAUGGAGUCAUUGUUUUAUCCAUUACUUCAGAUGGAUAAAAUGAAGGCAGCACGUGAAAGUGAGAGUGUGAAAACAAAAGACUGCUUGAGGAUUGUGCUUGUUGGAAAAACUGGAAGUGGGAAGAGUGCUACAGGAAACACCAUACUCAACCGAAAAGUAUUUAAAUCUAAAGCCAGUUCAAAAUCAGUCACAUCCUCAUGUCAGAAGGAAGAGGGGAUUGUUAAUGGAAGACCAGUCACUGUUGUUGAUACUCCAGGCUUGUUUGACACACAGGUCUCAAAUGAUGAGGUAAAGGAGGAGAUACUGAAGUGCAUCAGUCUUCUUUCUCCAGGACCUCAUGUGUUUCUGCUCAUUCUUACAAUUGGAAGAUUCACAACAGAAGAAAGAGAAACUCUGAACCUAAUCAAGGAGACAUUUGGAAAAAAUGCUGGGAUGUUUAGCAUGAUAAUAUUUACCCAUGGUAAAAAUCUGGAGGACCAGACGAUUGAAAGUUACCUGGAGGAUGGAGAUCCACACCUGAUGAAGUUGAUUCGAGAUUGUGGGGAAAGGUAUUAUGUGUUUGAAAAUACAAAACAAGAUAAUACUAAACAAGUCAUUGACCUACUGGAAAAAAUCAACAGAAUGGUUGAGAAAAAUGGAGGAGGCUGUUACACCAAUGAGAUGUUUGAAGAAGCAGAAGCUGCCAUUAAACAAGAAAUGGAAAAAAUUCUACAGCAGAAGAAAGAGGAGAUGGAAAGAGAGAACAAAUAUCUACUUGAUAAACAUAAAAAAGAGAUGGCAGAGAUGAAGAGAAAAAUUGAGGAAGAGAGAGAGCUAAUGGAGAGAGAGAGGAAAUUAAGAGAAGAGGAACUUAGAAUAAAGGAAGAAUUUUUGCAGAAUGAAAUCAAAAAUAGAGAUGAACAAGAGAAGAGAGAAAGGAAAGAUAGAGAAGCAGCUAAAGAACAGAGAAGAAUUGAAGAAGAGAGACAACAAAAAGAAUGGGAAAGAAAAUUGAAAGAUAUUGAGAACAAUAAAGCCGAGCUACAGAGAGAGCUGCAAAAGAAAGAGCAAGAUGAGAGAGCAAGAUAUGAGAGAGAGAAGACAGAAAUGGAAGAACGUCAUCAUGAGAGACUUAAGAGAGAAAAAGAGCAAGAGGAACAUCAUGAGAAACUGACCAAAGAACGAAGUGAAUGGGAUCAGAAACAAAAGAAAAUGAUUGAAGAAUUCGAUCAGGAAAAAAAGCAAAGAGAGGCAGCAGAGAAGCAAAGGAUUGCGGAUGAGCGCAAAGAAAAAGAAAAACUAGAGAAAGAGUUUGAGAAGAGUAAAGAGGAGAUGAGAAAACAAAGAGAAGAAAGGGAGAAAUCACAAAAAGAGGAGUGGGAUAAAAGAGUGAGAGAGGAGGAGAAGAGGAGAGAACAGGAAAGAGAGAAACUGAAGACACUUUAGGAGGCAUUUGAACGAGAACGUAGAGAGGAGGAAAACAAGAGAAAGGCAGAAGAUCGAAAUAGAAAAGAACAAGAGGAUCAAGAACGACAAAAGAUGGAGAAAGAGUGUGAGAGGAAAUUAAAAGAGAUGAAGGGGAAGUAUGAGAAUGAGGCCAGGAAACAAGCUGAAGAAUUCAAUGAAUUCAAAAAUAAAUAUAAAACAGAUUUUCAUGAUCUUAUGUUAAAGCAUGCUCAAGAGAUUGAUGAGGUAAAGAAAGAGCAUACCAAAAAAAGCGUUGAGGAUGAGAAAAAGUACAGCGCUUUGACUGACCUCUCAAAGAAGAAAGAGACAGAUCUGAAUGAAAAAAUAAAACAAAUGGAAGAGAAACAUCAAAAAGAGACUGAUGAACUGAAGAAGAAAUAUGAUGAAAAAUGUGUGUUAUGCUAGUAUAAAAAGGGGGUAUUUUACACUAUAGGUCAGUGUUCUUCAACCCUGGUUCUCAAGGACCCCUUCCAGAAAGUUUUAGAUGUUUCCGUAUUUAAAACACCUAAACCAACACAUCAGCCUUAUAGAACACUGCUUAUAGGGUAUUGAAUUUUAAAAACGCAUUUUUUAAGUGUCUUCAAAUAGUUCACUUUAUUACAGCAUUAUGUGUAUAGUACAUGAUCUCAUCUUAUUCCAGAACAAUGUUUUUCUCAUAGUCAAUAACAAUUUGAACUAAUUUUAAGACAUAGGCAUAUUUUGAAAUCAACUUAGUCUAUUUGCAUUUUAAAUAGUUUGAUGUAAAUCAGUGCAUUAAUAUUAAA